Bactrocera tryoni is the source of this 2168-nucleotide messenger RNA. RefSeq names its product N-acetylgalactosaminyltransferase 4-like. The transcript is spliced from 3 exons. NCBI's taxonomy places the organism in Eukaryota, Metazoa, Arthropoda, Insecta, Diptera, Tephritidae. Gene Ontology annotation, cellular component: Golgi apparatus. The record is from RefSeq and is a predicted model, not a curated record. Bases 64 to 2070 code for a protein of 668 amino acids.
AAUUUUUUUUUAUAUACAUACAUAUAUCAUCUAUCGGGGUCAAAGUCAAAGUUGCAUUACAAGAUGGUGAAAAUGCGGCGACGCCAAGUGAAGCGCAUGAUGAACAAGCUGAUCUACUUCAUAGUCUCAAUAAUAUUGCUGUCCUUCUUCACCACAAUGCUGGUAGAGCGCCGACUGCGCAAUGUUGAUGAUCCCACCACGGUCGCAACGGAUUUCAAUGGCGAUCCCGUUACGCCAGAAGUACCACGUGUGCGCAUACGCACGCACCGCCCGCCGAAGCCACCGGUACAAGAACGCAUGGCGAUGCCAAUACAUGAGGCGGUUGAUGACAGAGCGUCGGUUGAUGCCAGUGCGGCAGCGAGCGGCAAAUCUGAGGAAGUGACAAAAAUUGUGAAGGGAAUAUUUACAGUACCCGAAGCCGUGGGUGAGAAGAAAGAUUGGGAGGAUUCGGAACAGAUGGAACGUGAUGCGAAGCGCAAAGGUUUGGGUGAACAUGGUGUAGCAGCAUAUGUAAAUGACGAAAGUCUAAAGGAGCUGGAGAAGGAAAUGUCGCUGGACAAUGGCUUCAACGCCUUACUAUCGGACCUCAUAUCAGUAAAUAGAUCGGUGCCAGAUGUCAGGCAUGAAGACUGCCGUCACAGACCUUACCUCGCCAAGUUGCCCUUGACCAGCAUAGUCUUACCGUUCUAUAACGAACACAUCACGGUGCUACAGCGCUCACUGCACAGCAUCGUCAACCGCACGCCCCGUGAAUUGUUGAAAGAAAUCAUCAUCGUUGACGACAACAGCGACCGUGAGUAUCUUAAAACCGAGCUUGAAGAAUAUUUGUCGGAACACUUCGGCAAUCUGGUUAAAAUCGUACGCUUGCCCGAGCGUUCAGGCCUGAUAACCGCGCGCUUAGCAGGUGCACGCGCAGCCACCGGCGAUGUUAUAGUCUUCUUCGACUCGCACAUCGAGUGCAAUUACAAUUGGCUACCGCCACUGAUCGAACCGAUCGCGGUUAACUACAAAAUUUCAACUUGUCCGAUUGUGGACAUUAUUCAUCAUAGCGACUUUGAAUAUCGCGGCGAACAGGAGCAGAGUUCACGUGGUGCUUUCGAUUGGAAAUUUCGCUAUAAACAAAUAGAUCUACUGCCGGAACAAUUACUGAACAAGACAGCGCCUACGGCAAAUCCCAUUAUGAUGGGUGGACUGUUCGCGAUAAGUCGACAAUUCUUCUGGGAGUUAGGUGGCUAUGAUGAGGGCUUAGAUAUCUGGGGCGCUGAACAGUAUGAGCUCAGCUUAAAGAUUUGGAUGUGCGGCGGCAUGCUUUUCGAUGUGCCGUGUUCGCGUGUGGCGCACGUCUUUCGUGGACCGAUGAAGUCACGACCAAGUCCGCGCAAACACAACUUUUUUGGAAAGAAUUGCAAGCGCGUUGCCGAAGUAUGGCUGGACGAGUACAAAAAGUACAUCUACAUGCGCAACACAGAGGAGUACGCAGCCAUCGAUGCUGGAGAUUUAACGGCGCAACGCGCUGUGCGCGAACGCCUCAACUGCAAGCCCUUUAAGUGGUUCUUAGAAGAAGUAGCGCCUGAUAUGUUGUUGAAGUAUCCACCCGACUUUCCGCCAACUUAUGCCUCGGGCGCAAUACAAAGCGCCGCCUAUCCACACUUCUGCCUUGAUACUAUGAAUAGAAAAAGCGAAGAAGCUGUGGGUCUCUUCUACUGCGCUGACAAUAAAACACAUCCGCACAGCAAUCAAGACUGGGAGUUAAGUUUUUCGCGCGAUUUGCGGCAUCGCGACAGCGAAAUGUGUUUGGACGUGCAGUCGAUGCAAGAAAACGCGACAGUUUGGAUGUGGCCCUGCCACGAGCAGGGUGGCAACCAGUUCUUCUUUUAUGAUCGCGAACAUCAGUGGCUGGUAAAAGGCCAAAGUGGACACAUGUGCCUAGAGGCGUUUGUUGAAGGCGAAGAGCAUGCAGUCUAUGCGAAUAUGUGCGACAACUCCAAUCCGCGCAUGAAGUGGAUCUUCGGCAUGGUCAAUGACACCGCACUGGACGCCUUCCACGAGCAGCUGCCGCUCAACGCCUAAUACUUGAAUUGUAUUCUUAACUAUGUUAAUAUAUUUAAAUGUCUACAUCUAGCUUAUAAAUGUCAUGAGUCCGUGCGUCUUCCCAGUUGCUGCCACUU